AUGCGAUCAUCCUUCUCUACCGCUCUGGCCCUCGUCGCCGCCCUCCCCACCGCCUUUGCGCACUACAACUUCGACGCUCUCAUCGUCAACGGCAAGGUCACCGAGCCUUAUGAGUACGUCCGCAAGACCACCAACAACAACAGCCCAAUCACCGACGUCACCUCCAAGGACAUCAUCUGCAACGCUGGCGGUCUCGACAAGGAUAUCCGCGCUGCUACCAAGACUCACGCUGUUUCUCCCGGCGAUGAGGUUGGUUUCACUGUCGCCAACGACAUGGGCCACCCCGGUCCCCUGGCCGUCUACCUGAGCAAGGCGCCUGACGGCACUGAGGCUUCGGACUACCUCGGUGAUGGCGACUGGUUCAAGGUCUACGAGAUGACAUGGAAGACCAUUGGUGCGAACGGCAUUGAGUGGGCCAACUACAUGAACGGCCAGUCCAACGGUAUCACCAACUUCACCUUUACGCUCCCCAAGGAGACUCCCAAGGGUACUUACCUCAUGCGCGCCGAGCACGUCGGUCUCCACGGCGCUGGUGAGAAGAACGGUGCUCAGUUCUACAUUGGAUGCGCUCAGCUCACCGUCGAUGGUACUGGUGCUGGCAAGCCUUCUCCCGUUGUCUCUCUCCCUGGUGCUUACACCGCCACCGACCCCGGUCUGCUCCUCAGCAUCUACUACCCUCCCGUCACCAACUACACUGCUCCCGGCCCCAAGGUCUGGCCCAGCGGCUGUGAGGACCACACUCCCAACUUUGCUGGCCAGGCUAGCGACGGUGACUGCACCAACGACAAGGGUUCCGACUCCGGGAGCGCUGCCCCCGUUGCCAGCGACGCUCCCGCCACUGAGGCUCCCGCUGCUUCUGCCCCUGCUACCACUGAGGCUGCCAGCGCUGCUACUCCCACCGAAGCUCCUGUUGAGCAGCCCGCUGAGACCUCCGCUCCCCCUGUUGCUACCAAGGCUCCUUCUACUGGUGGCAAGUGCAAGGCCAAGCGUGCUGCCAAGCGAGCUCUUAAGGCCAAGCGUGCUCUCAGGAAGUAA
Fusarium tjaetaba is the source of this 1035-nucleotide messenger RNA. Its product is annotated as endo-beta-1 4-glucanase D. The transcript has a single exon. The coding region runs from base 1 to 1035 and encodes 344 amino acids. The record is from RefSeq and is a predicted model, not a curated record. NCBI's taxonomy places the organism in Eukaryota, Fungi, Ascomycota, Sordariomycetes, Hypocreales, Nectriaceae.